Molecule: messenger RNA, 9344 nt
Organism: Paramuricea clavata
Lineage: Eukaryota; Metazoa; Cnidaria; Anthozoa; Malacalcyonacea; Plexauridae
Source: the annotation of a GenBank genome assembly
AUUUUACCCGUGAGCCUUCGCAGCAAGUUGUGAAAAUAUCGCAGCUAUCAAUUUAUAUUUAUUUCAAAACUUUCCACAAUUUUGACAAUUUAAGACAACAGGAAUACUUCCCCGUGUUUUAACAACGCUUUAAGGCUGGAUAACUUCGCUGGCAAUGUCAGAAACAUAUGGUAUGGAAGCUAAAAUGUCCUCAAUUUGUCAUGUGCAUGUGCUUAUUUUGGUGUCGUAUUUCUUAAAUCCAGACUUUACAGAAUUUGUGCUUUUGAAUUUUUAGAUUUCCUCUUCAAGUUUUUAGUUAUCGGUAGUGCUGGUACUGGAAAAAGUUGCUUGUUGCAUCAAUUUAUUGAGGGGAAAUGUAAGAUGGAAUGUAUAUUUUGUGAAGAAUUCAGUAUAGAUCAGACGGCAUAAUACGAAACACUUUCAUUUCGUUUAUUGGGCAUAAUAGUUACAAGUGUAAUGUUAUUAGAUGGCCACUUAGGAGGCUAUAGUGCUCUAUACUAUUUUCUAUUCUCUUGCCAAGGGAGGGGGAGGGUGCAAACAUUUUUGAAAGGCUUGAAAUUUUUGGCAACAUUACUUAUUUCUUGCAUAAUUGUCCAACCAUUAAUAUCUUAUAUAUUUCUUGCUUUUAAGAGCCAUUCCAUUUAAUGUCCACACCCCUCCCCCCCCAUGGACGAGAAUUUCUGAGGGGGUUCAAAAAGCCAUUUGGCCAUCAGCAUGCUUUGAUCUUAGCGUUUUUUCUAAGGGGUAAUGCAAAAAUUUACCAAUUUCUGAGGGGUGUGUGCGUCGGCACUUUGAUCUAUUUUUUCUUGGGGGUUCACAUUUUACUGAGCUUGUCCAUAGGGAGGGUGUGGAUUUUUUUGGAAUGGCCCUAAAAUUAUUUCCCCCAUCUUUUUGCCUAACUUAAAUAAUUUUUCAGCUGCCCCACCUUGUUUGCUUUUGUUAUAUUUACAUAAAAAUGCCAAAUUGAUAUUUUAAUAUAAACCUGUUUAAUUAAUAGGAACUAGGCAGUUGCGAUAUUGAAAAAAAUCGAUAUAUUGAUAUUGAAAAAAAAAAUAAAUAAAAUAAUAUCGACUAUAUCGAUCGAAUUAUGCAAAUGAGAAAACAUAAUUUAGUCAACUUGCAUGUAUACACAUCACAAACAGUUAAAAAGAAGUGCAUGAAACCAGUCAUGGUACGUCUCAAAGAUUUAUUAACAAUGGUUUAUUCGUUUAUAAAAGUUUAAAGAUAUAUUUACAAGCCUAAUGGUUUCACAGUACGAUUGUUUAUUUAAUGUAUAUAAUUAAUGUUUAUAAAUUUUCUGCGAGAAACACUAACAUGUUUUCCAGACUUGGCUUGAGGUAUACUCGCUUUGCCGUACUGUAACUAUCUGUCCUGCUUUGCUAAAAAGUCUUUCAGUUGAAGCACUGUUCGCCGGAAUCGCCAGAUUUAGUCGGCCAUACUGCGACAGGAGUGGAAAAUCAUUCUCAUGAAAUUUCCACAACUGGAGUGGGUUGCAUAAUUUCCCAUCGAUCGUUGGAAAUUGCAAAUAUCGGGCAAUUUUUGUUUGCCACACGAUCUUAUGGUGACUGGGCUGGCGACGAUGACUGUUUGAUCUUCCUCGUACUUGUGAGAGAGUAAAGGGUCUUCUUAGCUUUCUUACUAGGUGGUGGCUGGUUACUGGGUUCCUCUACGGUCUCUUCAGGCAUCUUGCGAAUUCCAUCUUUAUGAGUCAUCACAAAACUGUUGUUUUCAAGUGUUCAAUGCCACUGCUUGGUGGUCUUCUGUGGUCACAGUUUCUCUGGUUUCGUUUUUAAUUUCAAUUGCCCAUGCACUUGUAUCAUAAAUUCGCAAUUGCCGCCAUACGCACGUUGUCUAAACUUCACCGGUGAAAACAAUAAUUACCGAAUAAUCGGAGAUUAAGAUAGUUACAACUUUCGAUAUUUUCGAUAUGCGAAAAAUUGAAUAUCGAUAUUUUUAAAAUAUCGAUAUUUAUCGAAAAUAUCGAUAUAUCGCAACUGCCUAAUAUAGACACUCCCCAAUGCCAUUGAGCUUACCCGGAGAAUCAAAAGAGAGGAGUAAAAGAUCUAGGCUGGUGCAAUAUUAACCCAUUGAGUGGCAGCACUCUUCCCCUGAGUAAAAUUAUCUGGCGUUAGACAGAGUGAAAUAAUAAAGUGGCGCAUAUCUGGGUGCAUUUGCCACUUAAAAUGUUAAAAAAAUUCAUAUAGAACAAUAAUAUUGACUACAUUAAAUUAUGCAAAUUAGAAAACAUAGUUUAAUCAACUUGCAUGUAUACCGCAUCAUGCACAAACAGCAAAGAACAAAGUUGCAUGAAACUGGUGUGGGUGGUGGUCUUCUAUGAUCACACUUACUCUGUUUACACCUUUUAAAUUGCCCACACACUUGCAACCUUACUUUAAUUUGCAAUUUAUUGCAAUCACACACAUGUUUUCUAAACUUUCCCGGACAAUAAUUGCUGAAGAAAUGGAGAUUUAAUUGAUUGUCAAAUAUCAUUAUUUUGCCUAAAAAUCAGCCUAAUAAGAUAUAUAUCUUUUUAUCAGCCUAAAAAGAUAUAUGGUAAUACAGAUGAAAUUAUAAAAUAUUGCAUUGUAAUAUUGUAGUUAAACAAGAUUCAAGUCAUACAAUUGGUGUGGAGUUUGGCAGUAGGAUAAUCAAUGUUGGAGGAAAGUCCGUGAAAUUACAGAUCUGGGAUACGGCUGGCCAGGAACGCUUCAGGUGAAUUACAUUAUUAUUCAGCUCACUCCCCAUUGGGGCAUUUCGGUGACCGAUUACAUCAAGUAUUACGCUUACUCAUGUUACUUACUUAGCCUAGACUAUUUAUCUUUACAACAAUCGUGAUAUUACUUUCCUAACUAUGUUUAUAUCCUAACCCACCCUGACAACUUUCCCUGUGGGAGGAAACUGGAGCGCCCGGAGAAAACCCACAACUUUUGGCCGAGUGUUGACAGACUCUUUUCACAUGAGUCCGCAGCGAGAAUUGAACCCACAAUCUCAGAGGCGAAAGGCGCUUGCUCUGACAUAGUCCUGCAACUGUGAAUCUAUGGGUCAUGGGGUAUACUUACUAUACCUGGAUUGCCUUUAGAAUAGUCGCCAAGACCGAAAAUUGUGCAGAAAAAUGGUCAAGGCACCCUAUUAAAUGUGCCCUACUUUGUUAUAUUGUUCUUUCUAACACAAUGUUACUUGUCAAGGGAAAAACGCCGGCACUCAGAUCACAGGGCUUGCAAUAACAGCCAAUCUUAUAAAUGAUCAAUGGAAAAACAAGGUUUUUAACCAAAGUCAUGAAUCGCCAUCUACUUCGGGAACCUUGGGAACCUUAUUUCAAGCCCUGGAUUGUCUUACUAAUUGAAAAAAUGGGCAUUAUGUGUUUACAAAACUAUAACUGUAUAUGCCAAUGUCAAUUCUUUCCCAAUUAAGUUGCAAUAUAUCCACUAAUUAUUCCUAGUUUGUAAUUUUACUUUAAUUUUACCAGUCUUACUUGUCAAGGGCAAAGUGUUUUCUGUUUUAAACAAGUUAACUUAUAUGAUUGUAUUUGUCCCCUACAGUAUAUACAUGUACUGUACAUGUCAUGUAUAAUAUAUAAUAUAUAGUCCCCAGCAGCCCUGUUAUAAACACUAAUUUCAACUCCUUAUCUUACACCACAUGUAGGUCAGUGACCAGAAGUUAUUACAGAGGGGCAGCUGGAGCACUUCUCGUUUAUGAUAUUGCCAGGUAACAUGUACUAUUCAAGGCCUGAAAUAUGCUGUAUCCCAAUAUCCACACUAAAAUAACUACUGUGCUAAACUAUUAUAGUAUUAUACCUGUAAUUAUACUGUAAUUUAACCAGAUAUAUACUAUAAUUUUUUAAAUUUGUUCGGAUCCAAAACCAAAGUUUUAGAUAUGAAACUACCAAUGAGUCACGGCUGGCAAGGAAUCAGCCAAUGGACUUUCUAACUAGCCUGCUGGCAGCCUGAAAUUUCGUUCAAAGGAAAACUGGAAAUUUGGUUUUCGGGUGGGGCUGUGAGCAGGCUACUUUCUAACAUAUUGUGAUUCUUUGUAUGUUUUUAUAAUACAGUUAUAUGUUGUGUUUAAAGUAUGGAAAAUAAGACAAAAUAUAAACAGAGAAGAUAGAAACCGCCCAUUACCAUGGCACUAAAUGUAUGGAAAAAGUCCUCUUUCGUAUUUUCCAAUGAACAAUGAGUGCAAUACACUCUUUUGAGACGAGUUGUACCACACACAACAGAAACCAGUCUGCAGUUUUCAUUAAAUUAAGACUGUACUUUUUCAUAUCAUUUUCUCUCAGUCGUGAGACGUACAAUGCUUUGACAAACUGGUUAACAGAUGCAAGAACUUUAGCCAGUCCAAAUAUUGUGAUUAUUUUGGUUGGAAAUAAGAAAGAUUUGGAUGCUGAAAGAGAAGUCACCUUUAUGGAGGCGAGUCGUUUUGCACAAGAAAAUGGUAAUUAUUAUGUCAUGUUAUUAAGCUAGAGAUAAAGCUGUUUACCUAUUUACAUUAACUAUUCCUACACAUUUUUAAAUAAUUUGUACACUAUGAUUAAUCUUAAAAAAAUAUAAAACCAUUCAGCAAAUUUCUCAUAUUUUUCGUAGAACUGAUGUUUUUAGAGACAAGUGCUUUAACUGGUGAAAAUGUUGAGGAAUCUAGAAAUAAAGCUGUUUACGUAAUGUUUAAUAAACGAGUAGGAGUGUUUUAUCACAUAUAAAAUACGACGCGUAGCGGAGUGUUUUAUAUGUGAUAAAACACGAACUACGAGUUUAUUAAACAGCUUCAAAAACGUCUCAGUUAGAUCACGGCAUUGGCGAAAUAAUUUUGCAAAAUAACUUUGUAUUAGCUGAGAAAAUCAAAGUUAAAGUUUAUGUAAAUGAAGGGAAAUCUUUAUCACAUAUAAAGAUACGACACGCUUAUGAUUUUUCUUUGUGUUUUCCUCAUGAAUUAUUAAUGAGUUUUUGAACUAUUUACAUUAACUAUUCCUACACAUUUUUAAAUAAUUUGUACACUAUGGUUAAUCUUGACAAAUAUAAAACCGUUGUCACCAUUCAGCAAAUUUCUCAUAUUUUUCGUAGAACUGAUGUUUUUAGAGUCAAGUGCUUUAACUGGUGAAAAUGUUGAGGAAUCUUUCCUGAAAUGUUCAAGAACAAUAUUAAACAAAAUUGAAACAGGUCUGUUUUCAUUUCUUUUUACUAUAAUUGUGUUCGAUUAAAACCGCCAUUUAUAUUGUCAACACUUUUAUUUGUUUCCUGCUUGUGGAAGAAUCGCAGGUGGGUAAAACCCAGUGGUAAAACCUGGGUACGUAAAUAGGUGUUAACAUCCAGAUGAUCUUGAUACGCGGAAAAGUACUGGCACUAGUUGUCAAAUAGAAAUCCAUUUUAUGAUUAAAACAACUGAAUAUCUCCUGUAAUAUACUUUAUUUCGAUUCCAUAUUUUUGUCAGAGCUAUAGUUCUUAUAACCAAACUUAAUUACAAAAUUUCAACUAGUUUCAUAAAGAAUAACGAAAGAUAUAAUUGACUGAAUACAUCAAAAUGGAUUUCUAUUCGGACAACCCUUUCUGAGCGCUGAUUGGCUAAAAUACGGACACGAGAUCACCUGGAUAUUAGAGCUGUGCGGUUAACCGAAAAAUUCGGUUCUUCCGGUACUUUUUUCAGCACCGAAAAAUUAUACGCAAAAGAACCGGUAGUUUCGGUUUUAAUUUCCCGUUUAACGCCCGCCAAACGCCCACCUGAUUGCAGGUUGAAAUGUUUGGAAAAUAACAAGAUUGUGCUCUUUGUGCACAAUAUGCACUGUACUAAGUGCUCAAAUAGUUGAUAUUUUAGUUGUGAUAGUUAUUGUUGUGAACUUGCUUUAAAUUUUUUUAAAAACUAAGAAAUAUUUCAUCUUCAUAAAUAAAUUCCAACAGUUCUUUUAAAAUAUUCAGAGAUUUAUACAAACUUACAAAGGCAUAAAUUCAUCUAUUUAGUAAAAAUGCUCGAAACAUACAUAAAUGAGUUCAUACAUUUGUACUGUUCUUCUUUUUUGAAAAUAACCGAAACCGAACCGAGGUUUUUUUGUUCCAAAAAACCCGAAACCGGAACCGAGAUAAAAAUUUUGGAACCGCACAGCUCUAUAACAUAUAUUAACUAGAGGGCACUCAGAGACUGCAUACCUCCGCCCCUAUUGAAUUUCGGUCGCGUGAAAUGCAACUAAGACAAUAGAUAAUGAGGGUUGAAGCUUAAUGAGGUUUAUCAUCUCAUUAUUGUCUUAGUACUGCGUGCAUACAUUAUACACGUCCUAAAAGCAAGACAAAAUUUUGUUCAUUUCUCGUUCAAUUUUUAACCAAAUUCAACCAAAUUUUAAUCAGUUCUUCCUUAGCCAAUGGGAAAUGCAUUCAAAAAAUUUCGUAUGAAUAUGUUUGGUAUUUCUUGAGUUAUCGUGCUCACAGACAAACACACACACACACACACACACACAUACACACAUACAAACCCAGAUGAUUACAUAACCUCCUGGCGGAGGUAACCAGGGGCCGGUUGUUCAAAGGUGGGUUAGCGCUAACCCUGGGUUAAAAUUUAACCUGCUGUUUUAGUUUGUGUAUUUCUGCACGUCUGAUUAUUACAAAACUUCAGAGAAGUAAACUCCUAAGUAUCGAUCCAGACAAGAUCUCUGAAGAAAUAUUUCCAAAAUCAUAGACAAGCCGUCAGGAAGUUUGCUUUGCAUUUUAGAUUAACCUAGGGUUAGGCUAACCCAGCUUUGAACAACUGGCCCCAGAUUAUUUGUGGUAGUAUUUACUCAUUCUCUUAUUUUAAAUGUGUUUGCCCAUAUAAUGACAUCAUGGUUAGGGGCCCACCACCUGAAAAAUACAAGACAGUAAAACUUUGACGUUUCGAGCGAAAGCUCGUAACCAAUCGGAUACGUUUGAUCUAAUCGAUUAACCAAUGAAAUGCGUAUUAAUCUGGUAGGAGGUAGUGGAAGUCCUGUGAACCUCUCUAAUAUUAAAAGUGCAUCCUUCCCUUUCCAGGUGACCUUGAUCCCGACAGAAUGGGAUCAGGAAUUCAAUAUGGCGACCCAUCAAGACGUAGAACUCUACAACCACGGAAUGCUGAUGGUGGAAAAUGUCCAUGUUAGCAAAACAAUGAAUCACUACUGUAAAUUUCUCAAAGCCAGGCAUAGAAUGUCCGUAGUAGAGUAUUUAAGACCCAUUUUCAUAGCAUUUAAUAAGAAUCGAAAUUUUUAUCAAUUAAGAUAUCUAAAACGAAAAUUACGUUAUUCAUAUUAGACAGUACUUUUAUUCGAAAGAAGUUUUAAAAAAUGAUAGAAUAGGAUUUUUUUCAGCCUCCUGACAGGCGUACAAAUCUCACAAAGCAGCUUGUCAACAAGAUGUGCUCGUACUGCUUGUUCCCAGUUGUGCACAAGUCAGGAACAAGUUGUUAUCAUCGUGUAACAAAGUUGAUGUAGCCAACAGACUCGCAACAAGUUGUUCAAACAAGUCUGAUAUCAUCAAACAAGUCUGAUAUCACAAUUUGAUGACAACAAGCUCGUAGCAACUUAAUUGUUAUGAACAGCCUGCAUUAGUCUUGUUGGAACAACUUGUAGCGAGUUUGUUACCGACAUCAACCUUGUAACAAGGGGAUACAUAACAACUUGUUCCCGACUUGUCACAAGAACUGGGAACAAGCAGUGCGAACGCAUCCUGAUGUCGGUUUGCAGAUCUGUAGCAAAAAUCACCUUUAAAACCUAGAAAAUAGGUAUUUGCACCAAACUAACUUCAACAUCACUACAGUUCCAAUAAUUGAAACUCUGCCCCAAAGUUGAUACAGUAAUUGUAGCACUUCCCAUAAAUUGUAGAGGACAUUCAAUCAUUUUGAAGUUCAUGUAAUUAAAUAAAAGUACAAUUUAUUUCAGAAUAACGUAAUUUUUGUGCUAUAGUAUAUAGUACAUUACCUGGUACGCAUUUAAUCAAAUACGACAACGAAUUUAAAUAUUAAUUACUUUCCAACACAGUCUCUUCCGUAAUGGCCUUGAAAGGGAGGUAGUUAGUCCGGGGUGGCACAGUUACCCGUCGACGGUCGACCACAAGUUAGGGUAAGGGGAUCAAUGCACCGGUUAGGGGUGAGGGUCUGGUACUCGGAGAUUGCACCUGUGCGAUAACAUACAUGCGGAAGAAGAGGGUUGCUCUUUCGGCCGUUAUUUCACUUGUGGCAUCUCGUUUUAGAGAUAUUGACUUUUGCAUAACUUUGAGAUGCACUACCAAUGUACCGAUCGAUCGUAUACACUAAAUCAAGUUCGUAAAGACGUACAGUGGGUAUACUAAAUUGAUUUGAAUAUAGUUGUUAUUGAAAGCAUCAAAUUUAAAUAAACUGUAACCCAACCUAUUCCACCUGCAUAUAUAUUACAAAACAUUAUAUCGGUUGCUGUCAAAUUUAAAAUAUACUUUCGAGGAAAAGAAUGCUUGAAUUUUGGCCACUUGAUGAUUUGGCCACAAAUUGAUGUGAUGGGGGUAUUGAUUGAAGUUAGAAAUUAAUCACAAUUUAACUACGGUACAAAAAGUAGUUUCAAACAGACUGCCUCGGCCAUAGGCAUCGCCUUUAGAUUGGCAGGCAGAAUUUGAUUGCAGGGAAAAAAUCCCAAGCAACCUUGGUGGUUAGCCUUGGAUCUUUAAGUUUAAUAAGCGAGCCAGGUUUUUUUUAGCAGAAUUUAUAAAGCCAGAGUGUUUUCCAAGCCAGAAAUAGGAAGUUGUUAACCAAGCAAGCCAGGCAUGCAAGAUUGAGAAUUUGUAACAUGAUUUGUAACAUCCAACACUACAGAAUGUAAUUAAUAGGCAUUAAAUGUAUUGCACAGAAACUUUAAAUGUUGUCAUGCACGCUUACCAUAGGGCCUUGACCCCAUUAGCGGCAAGGUGCUCUGCUAUUUUAUUUACGAUUUACUUCUCAAGGGAACAGAAGUGAUUUGAAGUGAACUGCUACUCAUCUCAUAUUAACCUGUUAAUUUAAGCUACAAAGCACUCUAAUCGGCUAAUGAGCCAUGCUUGUUGCACUAUUUGACUAUGUACCACACAUCUGGCUCAAGCUUGCUUGCCAUCAUAUCACACUUACACACAUAUAGAGUCACUAAAAUUACAGUCCCAAGCAAAGCAUUUUAGUUUGAGCUGGAACAACAACUCUAUAACCAUUUUCACCAAACAUAUCCAGUUUUUUCACCACCCAUAUUGCAGUAACUGCUCUGGUAUUCUGUCAUAAACAUUGGUGAUAUGUGGCUAAGGUCAAAGAACUUUUCCCUGAUUAUUUCACGUUCAAGCUGUGUUUUCUUUUUAUUCUCUUCCAACCUCCUGGCAAUGUCAAGUUCACGCCGUUUCAAUGCCCUUAACGAGGCAGGAUAAACC